Molecule: messenger RNA, 7387 nt
Organism: Bacillus rossius redtenbacheri
Lineage: Eukaryota; Metazoa; Arthropoda; Insecta; Phasmatodea; Bacillidae
Gene: Ssu72
Product: RNA polymerase II subunit A C-terminal domain phosphatase SSU72
Exons: 5
Coding region: 323-910 (195 amino acids)
Biological process (GO): termination of RNA polymerase II transcription
Cellular component (GO): nucleus; mRNA cleavage and polyadenylation specificity factor complex
Molecular function (GO): RNA polymerase II CTD heptapeptide repeat phosphatase activity
Source: RefSeq, a predicted model, not a curated record
GAAAAAUCUUUCGUAAACCUUUUAAAUAUUGUCUAUGAGCUGUUAAUCUUUAUUUACUUUGGAUGGAGGAUUCUUUCAAAAUAAUUAAAUAAGUGGCUGUCAGUGUUAAAAUAAUUGAUCUUAGUUUGUGCAUAUAUAUGUACAUUGUUAUUUGAGAAAUAUACCGUUUUGAUUGUAUUUAUUAGCUGAAAAUCAAAAUGUCUCGUAAACAUCCUAACCUUCAAUGAACGAUAACCUUUGAAAUGAAGUUUGGCGUAGUUCAUUCAUUUCAGUAUUUAAGGCUCGAAAACUUUAUACUUACUUGAUUGCAUUAAUUAUCAAUAUGCCUUCAAGUAGUUCUCUGAAAAUAGCUGUUAUAUGCUCCAGUAACAUGAAUCGAAGUAUGGAAGCUCAUGCAUUUUUGAGCAAGAAAGGCUUCUACGUAAAGUCCUUCGGCACGGGUGACAAGGUGAAACUCCCUGGCACUGCUCCGGACAAGCCCAACUGCUACGAGUUUGGUAUUUCAUACGAAGAGAUCUACCAGGAUCUGCUGUCCAAAGACAAGUCCUUCUACACCCAGAAUGGAUUGCUACACAUGUUGGAUCGCAACAGAAGAAUCAAGCCGCGUCCCGAAAGAUUCCAGACGUGCAAGGACCGCUUCGACAUCCUCGUCACUUGCGAGGAGCGGGUUUACGACCAGGUCAUCGAAGCGCUGGAGAACCGAACUGCGACGGACAACGCUUCAGUCCACGUCAUCAACGUAGACAUCCAGGACAACCACGAGGAGGCCACCAUCGGGGCUUUCCUGGUCUGCGAGCUCGUCACCAUGAUGUCGGAGAGCGAAGACUUGGACAAUGACAUUGACGAGCUGCUGCACGAAUUUGAGUCAAAAUGCCACCGUCCCAUAUUGCACUGCGUCCUCUUCUAUUGAUGUCUGGUCCAACUGGAGGCUGUCUGCUGGGGCACGUGGACCUUUUGUAGAUCACAGCACGUCUGCAGUCCAUGUGGAGGUGUUCGUCAGAAACGAUAAUGUCUGCUUCUUUCGGUACGUUUGCACAUCAGCACUCUCGAAAGACACCGAAACGCAGGUAUUGUUUGGUUACGUAACUAAGUCUGUACUGUUCUGCUCUGUGACUUGCUGGUGGAUUUGUGUUUUGGCUGGUUCAAGCACCAUUUCAACCAGUUAAUGUGACUUGAAUUGAUUAUGUUUGUGAAUCCACCUGAUUGCAUACAGUAAAAAAACAGUGCAGUCAGUUUUGGGAAAGUGCUAAGUUAUUUAUUGAUAUUUUAUAGGCUGAUUUAAUUAGAUACUUUUUUUGUAUGUGUAUGUGUACAUAGAACAUAAAGAUGCAUGACAAAUGGUUUUACUAUGUUAAAGGUAAUUUUAAUGGUAUAUUUACACUAUAUAUCUUAUGGACUAUAAAUUAAAUACCUAGUAGAUAAUUUGUAUAUGCAUAGUAAAAAUUUGUACUUUACUCUCUUUUUCUUCUUUUUUUUGUAUUAAUAAUUUAUAACAGUGUUACUUAUAAAAUGACCAAAACAAACAGUUUACAAAUUUGAAUGGCUCAUAUGCUGCAGCUCUGUUGUUAAAUUAAUGGUACAGUAAAACCAUGCUAAGAAGGUUCCCAAGGUACUUGGAAAUUAGACUUAUUAACCACAAAAAGUUAUUAUAUGGGUAAAAUUUUAUGUAUUUAUAGACCAAGUUAUAAAUGUUUUUAAACCUACCAUGCAGGAGAAUGUUUUACCUAAGUGGGCUUUUUCUUAAGAUUUAUACUGUAUCUAAAAUAAGAGCCACCAUUAUUAAUACUAAUAAUAAAAUAAUAUUAGACUAUUAAACACCAUAAUAUUAAAUUAUAUACACUAGUCCAGUAUACUUAUUUACUGUUUAUGAAUACUAAGUUUUAUUAAUAGGCAGAAAACUCUUAUGAGUUGGAAAUUAUAAAGUGACUCAUUUUAAAAAAACAGUGAAUGCAUCUAAGCUAAUACCUAUUAGUAUUACUAGGGGUUGGAAAAAUUAACUUCUUCCUAUAGAUGCUAUAAUUAAUGAUUCUGUUCAUCUGAAUUAGUUUCAAGUGUCAUUCAUUUUUUCAUUUUUAAAAUAUAUCCUUUUAAAACUCCCUCAUAAUUGCUAUAUAUUUUUUGACAGUUUUCAAAAUUGUUGUAACAAAUGUAUUUUUUUACAAUUAGAAAGUCUUGCGGACUUCCAGUCACCUGAUUCAACUUAUAUUUGUACUUUUCAGUUGGUCUAAGACACACAUGCACAUGUACAAUUAAAUUAUUUUAAUUUAUGUCUGUCACUUAAGACUUAUCACCACUUCAGUUAAUACACAAACGUAACAGGUCCACCAUCUUUGCCAAGACGAAAGGUGUAUUUUGCUUUAGCAACAUAACAGGUACUUGACCCUGUGGUGAGCUUCUGGUUAUAAUUGUUCUCUACACUAGUGUUUGUGGUCGUGCGCUCUGAUAUUGCCAUCUCUCUGUCAGACAGCCAAGUUACGUGAAUCCAAGAUAAAUUCUAAGUAUCAGUCCAACCCAAUUAAUAUAGUUGAUUUGUUAAUUACUAUAAAUUAAACCUGUAACUUACUGUUUGCUAGCAAAUUGCUCUACCAACUUUUUAAAAAAUUAGGAUUUAAAUUUUUUUAUUUGUGAUUUUUCAUCUUAAAUAAGAUGCAUUAAAAAUGCUACAUUUGCAAUAAUAGUUGCUAAUACAUUAAAUAAUAGAUGCUAAUUUUUCCAGCUCCUACCUAUUACUGUUUAUACUUGUUACCUUUACUCUGCUGCAAACUUCAAGGGCCAACCUGGGCCAGAAAACUGGUGUGAUAUGUUGUCGGCCAGUGUCCAUGCAAGUCAGGAGAUACAUGCCUCGUUUAUACUAAAAUUUCAAUCCGGAUUGAACCUGGAGUGGAGUGAACUCAGAGUGAAUGUGUAACGAACAUAUAUGACGAAAUGUGUUUAUGGUAAAUAUCACAAUCCAGAUUGAAAUGUAAACAAGAUCGAAGUUGGUGUCAACAUGGACUGAAAAUUUUGUGGUGCGAUCAUUACGUCCAACAAUAACUCUACUUCCAUCUCUGUCCACACAUUCCUCUGCUCUUUUUUUGCCAUUUUCACAAAUUAUGCCUGAAAUGCAACGAGACCAAUAACAAACAAUGCAAUAUGAUGGCGGCUUUCUCGUGCGUGUUUUCUUUUCAAAACAGUCCGUGUUUAAAGUAAAAUCUCAAUCCGGAUUCUUCAGUCCAGUCCACCUCAACAAGUGGAGUGGAUUAUCUCACUUCACUCUAACUUCAGUCCACAACAAAGUGUUUUAAGUAAAAUUUCAAUCUAGAUUCCUCACUCCACGUUCAAUCCGGAUUGAAAUUUUAGUAUAAACGCGGUAACAGUGUGUGUGUGUGUGUGUGUGAUGCUGAUGUGAUGAGUGGGGAGAAAAAAUAAAUGCAAUAACAAGUAAAUAAAUGUUUCACUCUGCAGGAUGAAAAAUAGUAGCAAGAUUCAACUUCAGCAACAAAAAUUUAAUUUGGCAAAUCACAUCUAUUGUUUCAAUUAUCCCAACACUUCAAAAUUACAAUGUGUUUAAACUAGUGUAUUGACUGUUAACUUUAACAUUAAUGUAAAUUAAAUUAACAGCAUUUUUGUUAUCAACAUUCCUCGGAAAAUGGUAAUGUAAUUAUUUAAUACGUUAUUUAAAAAAAAUGUUUUGAUCUGUAACAUGACUCAUGAUGUAGCAAUAUCUCUGUGUGCCAAGUUUUCUUUGUAUCAUUUCUAUUAUUAAUCUUGUAGCCGGGUAAGACUAUACCAAUAAAACAAUGUUUAUAAAUUUGAACCUGAAUUAGUAGAAUUUACAAUUAUUGUAACACAAAUUAUAUAGUUUUUUUGGAUUAUUUCAUAAUAUCUUCAUAUUUUCUUGUUUUAAAAAUAACAUUAACCAGUAAGAAAGAACUGAUAACCAUGCCAACUUUUUGUUAUUAAAAAUUGUUUUUAAGGAAACUACAAUAGUUUAUAAAUAAAACAUGCAAAUCACACUACAUAACCAACUAUAAGAAUUGAAACUGUAACACUAUAGAAAAAACUAUAGAAAAAACUUUAUCAUUGUGCUUCUUUUCAUAAAUAAAAUUUUGAAAUGUAAACACAUGAAAUCCCUAAUAUGAUGUAAAAGUGUAAUUAUAUUAUUUUUUCAUUUAAAAUUGAAACAUAUCCAUCAACAGUCUUUAGACUUUUAUGGUGGGUACGACCAACACAGACAAAUACAAGGUUGUCACUGCAACUAUAUGGACCCCCAGCCCCAUCGGUACCAUAGCAGGCAAAACAUUCGCAAAUAACCAACACAUUAUGACGAGAGUACCACGUAUUAGCACAGUGACAACAACAAAGAUAGACAAAAACAGAUACAAUUGACGUCGCAACAAGUGCUCCUCCCUGUCGCUUAGGCCAUUGUUGCACAUUGCCACCUCUUUGCCCCAAUGUGCACAUGUGUGGAAAAGUGUUGAAGGGGGGAAAUGAAUGAAAGAAAAUUGGUAUGGGAACGCGGGCAAAAGACGCACGGGGAAGAGGGGACUGAUGGGGGGAGAGAGAGGAUCUUUUGGGCAGCAGUAUCGCGGGAGUGGUGAAAGCGAUCACGUCGCGAGAAGUCUCGCAGCUGCCGCGGGAGCAGCAUAGUGAGUGUUGCUGUGGGCAGCGGAGUCGUCAGACGCACUGGAGGCGCGUGCUCGCGGACGGCCGACGCGGGACGCAACCACGGUGAGGAAACUUCUCAGGUUCGUCAUCUCGUUCCACGACGAGAACCUGCGGUACUCUCCGGGACAGUUCCUGAGCGGGAGAGUGACACACCUGCGCUAGGCUAGAUCCCCCAGGCCACGAGACUCGAACCCCUCUACCGCCCAUCUGAGCAGCCAGGACUUCAACCAUGCCAAACAGGAUCAGCCCCAGCGACAUCACAAUAAAUAAGGUCAAACACAAUUAAAAAACAAUUAAUACAAACAGUACAAAAUACAACAUAAUACAUAAUAAAACAAUGGUAGGCAAAAAAAGAAUCUAGUUACACAGUAUUUUAAUAAAUAUAAUGUAAUAACAGAAAUUAUGUAAAAAUAAUUUUUUUUUAAAUUAAAAUUUAACUAUCUAACAAACACCCCUCUUCCCGGCCAUGAUGGUAUAAAAGGCUGUGGCCAGAAGCCACCAGAAGUUGUCUAGGGCCACAAGCCCUACUAAACCUCCCGUGCUUGCACUGUGUUCCGCCAGCAGCCACCUCCAGUCAACCAGACGCCGGCACGGUCGAGAGCCAGGGUACUUGUACGCCAGCCAGGGGGCGGAUGUGGUUCAUCAUGUUGCAAUAAAUCUACCGUCAGAAACUUCACGACUGUCCCUGUUCACUAGGGAAUCUUUUCUCUCUCUGGUUCCCAGGCCUUCGCCGGUGCCCCGCCAACCCCGAGGGAAGGGACAGGGAACACGGCUUGCUUGCACCUUGCCUUGCCCCUUGCUGACACAGCUGUGAGGUGGUUUCUCAGUGGCUGGAGUACUCUGAGGUAUUGGUCCACCAGGAAAACAGUCACACCUUAAGACGGGUCAGGCCAGGCGACGACAGCCUCCAGCAACCCUUCUAAAUUCUUCCUCCUUUGCUCCUGCUCCGCUGGGCCUUAACCUAUCGAAAUAGGGCGUAGAGAAGUGGCAGAAAGUCCUAUUUGCUAAGGAAGAAAACCCUGCCACGUAGCUUGCAGCACGUCACUGCCACACAGUACCCGGUGGUACAGCCUGUCGCUCAACCGAGUGCACCAGCCGCGUCCACACCAGGGCUGUUGUGCGGCCCAACCCUACCAGAGAAGCCACUCUGGCAGCAGCCAGCACCUUCCACCACCCAGCUGCCCUGUGGAAGGCCGCCUACCUGACACUUUCACCAUCAGGGUGUUAAGCCAAGGAGGGUGACAAUUUUCCACUGUGCAAUAAUUUUGUAAGUAUAAAUGUGAUUAAUGUUAUAAAUCAACAAUUGUUACCUUCUGCACACAUGACAUCUGAAUCUUUAAAUGGUUUUUGGACCAAUUAACUUCAAAACUAGAUGGCAAGCACAAACCAAAUGUACCUGCAACCAGAAUGAAUACAGUUUUAACCACUUAACUGUUAACCAACCUUAGACUCCAACGGAAAUACAGGCAGUUAAAUAAGAACACAGUUUACAGCCGACCCUUUCAUAAAAAGCCACAUGGCCAACGGAUAAACUGUCCUGGCCACAGGCCUUUCACAGCAAAAGCGACAAGUUGUGUUAACAGCACUUUAAAGAGAGUAAAAUGAGGCUACUGAAACCCAUCCAAGCAUCUAUCCCAGAACAAAAGACUAUCUCAUUAACAACAGAAUAAACAAAAGUGAAUUUAAAGUCAAACUGAUUUUUAAUUAGAGCUGUUCCGAAAGAAAAUUUAAACAAAAUCGUUUGAUUAUUAUAAUUAAACUUCAACUUGCGCAAACUAACAAAAUGGCCUCAGCCAAACCAAAUUCUAGGUGUUAACUCUUCGGAACUUGCAUAACGACCGAGGACAAGUCUACAGUCGCAUACAAGCUUAAAACAUUACGAGCUCCAAAUGCAUGUGCAGAGGAGAAGCAACCAGAGGAAGGGAGAAGAGAGGAACAAACAUAUUGGAGGGGAAACAGUCACGUGAACUACGGUGCACCGCCGAGGCUUGGUGAACUCUUCAAAUUACUGUUUAUACAGUCGGCUAGUUGGUUCACACCCUACUUUUACUUCCUCGUACCCGAAAGCAAGAUCCCUAAGUUUUUACCUAGUUCUUGAAUGAAUAUAAGUGAAUAAUAUUAGCAAUUAAACCUGUUAUUAAAUUUUUAAAACAUUGAAUAACAUUUCACUAAGCAUUGGCUAUGCAACUGUGUUUCUCAUGUAGUGUGAAAUGCAAGAGAAGUGCCUCAUGGCAAUCUCUACGCUUGCUUCACUUUAAUAACUACUAUUGAAUGAUGUUUGGUAAAGGCAAGUACCAAUAUAAAAAAUAAAGGGAAAAAAAUACAGAAUUGCUGAUAGUGAGAGUUUAUUGAAGAAUAUUUUUUGGUAGAUUAUUCAGACAUAUCUGCCACAUACUAGACGUCAUGGUUAUUUACGUUAUCACUUUUCUACAGCAGUGAACAUCUACGCAACUGCGGUUGUAGUAGUUAACAACUGGCAAAACUAAAUUUGCGGCAAAUUACAAUAAUUGUGCAGCAACAAAUGAAAUUGUUUUAUUUUCAAUUACCUAUUACUGAAUUUUUAUAUGUAACAUUCCAAAACACUUGAAGCUCUCUAUUCACACAAGAUUUAAUAUCUUUAGUAAAAAAAAUUCAGGACCUUAUAAUGUUUUUGUACAACUUUCUUAAAUCACAAAGUGAUUUUCAUAUGUAAUAAUAAAAAUUAAACAUAAUACAAAGAUAUAAAGUUAGAAAGCUAAAA